This is a messenger RNA of Ctenocephalides felis (cat flea), 2304 nucleotides long. Its product is annotated as beta-TrCP-like. Bases 184 to 1947 code for a protein of 587 amino acids. The transcript has 10 exons. Lineage: Eukaryota; Metazoa; Arthropoda; Insecta; Siphonaptera; Pulicidae. Gene Ontology annotation, molecular function: protein dimerization activity. The record is from RefSeq and is a predicted model, not a curated record.
GCGCACUCGAAAACCUUCUGUCGUAGAAAGAUGUGAUAUCACGAUCAUGUUGCUUUGUGUUUGAUUUAAUCCUUGAAAUCGUACCAAACUAUUAUUUAAUGUUCGUCUAUAUGCCCCAUUAUCGUGAAAUAUUAUCCUUAAAGAUCGAGGGGGCCGUGCCCGCGAGUGCUUUCGUGUUGUACAAUGAUGAGAAUGGAAACUGACAAGAUGAUGGAGGAUUCUAACAGUAAUUCACAGUUCGCGAUGACGAUGGUGUAUUCGCCGACGCCGUCGCCGCCCCCUGCUCCUCCGGUCGCUGGCACGAAUCCUCCGCCUCCGUCUUCGGCUCCUCUCGGAUCGAACCCGAACGCCUUCGCCCAGUUGUACCAACACCAGACCACCAACAUCUACGACACCAAUCAGAUGAUGCAGUCGCCGAUAGGUGGACACAUGACACAACAGAUAACAUCAUCAUCAAAUUUCCCUCAAGAAAGAGACGGCUGUGUGGCUUUGUUCUCGAGAUGGACAGAAAGCGAACAGGUUGAAUUUGUCGAAAGGCUCCUAUCAAGGAUGUGUCACCAUCAGCAUGGACAUAUAGAUGCCUAUUUGAAACCAAUGCUGCAGAGGGAUUUCAUCACAUUAUUACCAAAAAAAGGCCUAGACCACAUUGCAGAAUCCAUCCUGUCCUAUCUGGAUGCAGACAGUUUGUUAUCAGCAGAGUUGGUUUGUAAAGAAUGGAGGAGGGUCAUAGCCGAAGGGAUGCUCUGGAAAAAACUUAUAGAGAAAAAAGUUAGGCAUGAUUCCACAUGGAGAGGGUUGGCCGAGAGGAGAGGAUGGAUUCAGUAUUUGUUCAAACCGAGACCAGGCACUUUGCAUCCGAGCCAUGCUUUUUAUACAGCACUUUAUCCUAAAAUCAUGCAGGACAUUGAUAGCAUUGAAUCCAAUUGGCGAAUGGGUCGACAUAAUCUUCAAAGAAUCAACUGUCGAUCAGAGAACUCCAAAGGAGUCUACUGUUUGCAGUACGAUGAUACUAAAAUCGUAUCAGGCCUAAGGGAUAACACAAUUAAAAUCUGGGAUAGAAGUACACUACAAUGUAAUCAGGUUCUGACCGGUCACACUGGUUCAGUAUUGUGUCUGCAAUACGAUGAACGAGUGAUAAUAUCGGGGUCCAGUGACUCCACAGUCCGUGUUUGGGACGUAGCCACGGGGGCUAUGGUCAACACACUCAUACAUCACUGUGAGGCUGUCUUGCAUUUGAGAUUUAGUAACGGGAUGAUGGUCACAUGUUCAAAGGAUCGUUCAAUAGCCGUAUGGGACAUGACGACAUCUACAGAAAUUAGUCUGCGCAGAGUCCUUGUUGGACAUCGUGCAGCCGUCAAUGUUGUUGAUUUUGAUGAAAGAUAUAUUGUUUCAGCCAGUGGGGAUAGAACUAUUAAGGUAUGGAAUACAUCUAGUUGUGAGUUUGUUCGAACACUGAAUGGACACAAAAGAGGCAUAGCUUGUUUACAAUAUCGAGAUCGAAUAGUUGUUAGUGGAUCCAGUGAUAAUACAAUAAGGUUAUGGGACAUAGAAUGUGGAGCCUGCUUGCGAGUUCUGGAGGGUCACGAGGAGCUAGUAAGAUGCAUAAGAUUCGAUUCAAAACGCAUCGUCUCAGGUGCCUAUGAUGGCAAAAUCAAAGUAUGGGACUUGAUGGCUGCCAUGGACCCUCGAGCUCCAACAUCUUCCUUGUGUUUGAGGACAUUGGUGGAGCACACGGGACGAGUGUUCAGACUGCAGUUCGACGAAUUCCAAAUAGUGAGCUCCUCCCACGACGACACCAUCCUGAUCUGGGACUUCCUGAACUACGCCCCGCCCGACGGCACCCCCAAACAGGGCACCUCCAAUUCGUCCGCCAAUAACACUCCGAACAUUGCCGAAGUGAACCGGAGCCCCUCGAGGGACCUGGCCGAAGAUAAUGAUUACUUGUGAAAUUUAUAAGACUGUGACAAAAAAAAGUGUCGAGUGGAGUGGAGUGGAGUUACAAGUACAAGAGAUUAAUUUUUAUUGUCGGGACUACUUUUGUGAGUACUUAAUAAUAAUUAUAAAUGUAAAUAAGUGAUAGUUUUUGAACGACUAGUAGGAGAUAUUUAUAAAAGAAGUGAUAAGUACUUAAUUGUAUAUAUUUAAAUUAAAGGACCGAGAACUGUGUUCUGCUUAUUGUGUAUAUAUCGCGUUAGAGGGAGCGCCGAAUCAACUCGAAAUCAAGAUGUGAAAUUUGAAUGAAAAUGAAAUGUAAAAAAUAUAUAUAUUGAUUAAUGUCGACGUAGAAUAUUCUAAUUUUUAGAC